UCCGGCGACCAUCUUUGUCUGACUGAGAAGCAAUUUGGGAAACGGGUUAAAUAUUUCUCUAUUGUGCUACGGAGAGAAUAUCAUUUGUUCUGCCUGGACAGGAGGACGUUUGGGGAAUCUACUAAAGUCUUCCAAAUAGCACAGACCGUCAUUGUCCUCUGUUCAUUCUCUUCCCUUCUCAUCCCUCUGGCUGGGGUAAGAGGUCCAUGGAGAGAUUUCUAAAUGGCUGAGGAGCUGUGUACCGGCUGGUUUCGCAUCGUUGCAGGUACAGCUCCUUGGAGAUAGAGGAAUGCAAAUCUGCAACCAUGAUGGAAGGAUUGAAAAAACGUACCAGGAAGGCCUUUGGGAUACGGAAGAAAGAGAAGGACAAUGACUCCACGGGGUCUCCAGACAGAGAGGGAGGUUCUCAGAAGAAGACCAAUGGGACCCCCAAUGGCUUCUAUGGAGAUAUUGACUGGGACAGAUAUAACUGUCCUGAGGUGGAUGAUGAGGGCUACAGCAUCAGACCUGAUGAGGAGUCAGAAGAGGGAGCUUGCGAAAAGAAGCCCCACUUCUUCUCCUCUGAUGAGUCGGAAGAAGAGGAGGACCACAGGAAAAAAUUUAAAAUCAAGAUCAAGCCGCUGCCGGCUGAUCGUGUGGUGGCGGUUCCCUCGUUUGAUGAGCUCAAAGCCUCCAUUGGCAACAUAGCUCUGUCCCCGUCUCCUCUGAGACGUAGCCCGGGUUUGAAAAGGAACACCUCCAGUGAAGAGAUUGCCAGACCGAGACGUGUCGUCCCUACUGUACCCACUGUGGCCCCCGCACCAGCUCCAGCACCACAACCCCCCAGCAGUCAAGAAACACCAGUCUCUGAGGACACCACAGCCUUAUUUGGGCCUCCUUUGGAAACAGCCUUUGGAGAACAGAAAACCGAAGUGGUUCUGUCUGAGUCCGAUGUGUGGGGGACUCCUCUGUCAGAGCCUGAAUCCUCUUUGACGAGAUCCUUCCCCACAGGAACUCCACCUCCACUUCCACCCAAGAAUGUCCCAACGUCCCCCCUGACGACUGGCCCUCCCUCUGCAGAUGAUGCUGAAGUGUCACCAGAAGCAGACGGUUCAACCAGGAAGUCCUCGAUAGCCAACUUGGACAACAUUUUUGGACCCGAGCAGGCUCCCCCUGCUGAAGAGGAUGCAAGUGACACGUGGGUGUGCUUCACUGAAGAAUCCUCUGACCAGCCGCCUCUACCAAAGGACCCUGCACCUCCACUCCCCACCUCCCCACCUCCUCCAGAGGAACCAGCACCUCCGUUACCAGCCUCCCCGCCUCCACCUGAAUCUCCUGCCCCACCCUUGCCUACAUCACCACCUCCUCCAGAAGACCCAGCACCACCUCCCCCUAUCUCCCCUCCUCUGAAAGAAGCCCCUGUUCCCCCUCUACCAACUUCCCCACCUCCCUCAGAGGAGUGUGCUCCACCUUGUGUCCCCUCAGGUCCUCCCACGCCUGAGGAACAAAAUCCUGUCGCCACCUCACCACCCCCUGCACCAAAGGAGCUUGCAUCUCCUCCCACUUCUUCUCCUCUUCCUCCUCUUGACUCACCCGCCAGCGUCCCAACAGCUCCCACUCCCAAAGCAAGCACACCUCCCUUGGUGACUCCUCCUGCUGAAGAACCCGCAACGUGCUCCGUCCCGCCACCCCUUGUCCUGUCUCAAGAAGAGAAGCCCAAGAAUACAGAUGCCUCCCAACCCAAAGAGGAUGAAGGUGAAACUGUCUCUUCGCCCAAAGAUGCUAGCCAGGGGAGCCGGACUACACCUCCCCCACCUCCUCCCCCCACAUACCGGGCAGUGGUGUUGUCACCGGGUCCAACAUCUGGGGCAAGUGGUACAAAUAGUGGAUCCUCCUCUCCAGUGCGACCUGCCACUCCUUCGUCAGCCAACCCCACACCACCACCACCUCCACCCCGCCCCCCUUCGCGGCCCAAACUUCCUCCAGGAAAACCCACUGUUGGAGAUGGAAAUCGUCCAUUUAGCCCGCCAGUCCACUCGGCCAGCCCUCCUCCCAUCGCCCCAUUGGCGCGGGCUGAGAGCACCUCCUCCAUCUCCUCCACUAACUCCCUGAGUGCCGCCACCACCCCCACCGUCAGUAAAGAGCUCUCCGUGUCUGUGUCAGAGAAUGACCAGCCAUCCCUUGUAUGGUUUGACAGAGGGAAGUUUUAUUUAACCUUUGAAGGCUGCUCCAGAGGACCCAGUCCUCUCACCAUGGGAGCUCAGGACACGCUUCCUGUGGCCGCUGCGUUCACAGAGACGGUCAACGCCUUCUUUAAAGGGGCCGACCCCAGCAAGUGUGUCGUGAAGAUCAUAGGUGAGAUGGUUUUGUCAUUCCCGGCGGGAAUCACGAGGCACUUUGCCAAUAACCCGUCCCCUGCCGUGCUAACCUUCAGCAUAACCAACUACAGUCGACUGGAGCAUGUGCUGCCUAACCCCCAGCUCCUCUGCUGCGACACCACCACACAAGCCAAGGCUGAUGCCAAGGACUUUUGGGUGAACAUGCCAAACCUGAUUUCUCAUCUGAAGAAGGUGGCAGAGCAGAAGCCACAGGCGACAUACUACAACGUGGACAUGUUAAAGUAUCAGGUAUCAGUGCAGGGUCUCCACUCCACUCCUCUGAAUCUGGCUGUGAGCUGGAGGUGUGAGCCCACCAGCACGGACCUGAGGAUAGACUACAAAUACAACGGAGAGGCCAUGACAACGCCGAUGGCCCUUAACAAUGUCCAGUUCCUCGUCCCUGUCGAUGGAGGGGUUUCAAAACUACAGGCUGUGUUACCUCCUGCUGCAUGGAACGCAGAGCAGCAAAGAAUCCUUUGGAAGAUUCCUGAUAUCUCACAGAAAUCUGAAAACGGAGGUGUGGGAUCGUUGUUAGCACGCUUCCAGCUAACAGAGGGACCCAGUAAACCAGCUCCACUGGCGGUGCAGUUCACCAGUGAGGGCAGCACCCUGUCGGGCUGCGACAUUGAACUGGCUGGGCCAGGAUACCGCUUCUCUCUCGUCAAGAAGAGGUUUGCCGCAGGAAAAUAUCUUGCUGACAACUAACCCAUGCUACUGAGAACAGCACUGUCGAACAAAACAAUCCCAGUGGACUGAGGUUGACACCGAGGACAGAGGACAGACCGGACAGACCUCCAUUAACCUUUUCUGAACCCACAUGACAGGUCCGCAGCCUACCCAGCAGUAUUGUAUAACUUACAUAUAGCAUCGUGGAACUGUUUUAGGUCAUGUAAUUAUUGUAUUUGUAUUCAUUUCAUAACAUCUGUAUUGCUGCAGUUCAGACACCUGGGUUCUUUCUUCCUCUGAAGUCUGUGCCUCUGUCUCCAUCCUCCUCUGGUCAAUGUGUGGUGGUGUUUUUUAAAGUUUCACUGCAGCUGCCUGACCAGCCAGGUUCAGCCAGAUUGUGCUCUGGAUGACGUGUUGUUUGUUGUCCCUAGUCUAGAAAAAAGCGGCUGUAGAAAUAUCCUCGAAUAAGAUCUUUGCGGUCAGAGACACACCUCAACCUUAGACACAUCCAAAGUUGGAAUAGUUAGAGUUGAACCCAGGAUAAUACAAGGCAAGUUAUCAGCCUUUUAGCACAUAAAAAAAUCCCAGCCCUCUAAAGUAAUCCUUGUGUCAGGGCUUCUCUGGGUCUCUGUCCUCACUGUCUCGCCAUGAACGCGGGUGUACGUUUGGCUCUUGCCAGCAAAUAAAUGCAUUAUCUGAUGCAGUUUUACACACGAUGUCACAAGAUGUUAUGUCUUGUUUGUGCUAGUGUGUGAUCGAAAUGAAACACAAGAUCAAGUGACUACAAGGAAGCUUAAACUCAAAAGAUUUUCAUGCAUCACCUACUGGUACUACAGGGUCACAUGACUUUGACUCACAUCUAUAUAUUUCUUUUUAAGAUAAAUGCACUGAUCAGUCAAUCAAACUGUUAUUUUAUUUCCUCAGAAAUCUACAGACAUGGAGAGGUUUUUAGCAGUUAGGCAGCUGCAAUGAUAAAUCAAUUUACUGGUUGCAAAAUAAGAAAAAUAUGUUUUCCCGUGAGAACAAAAGAAGUGUAAAAAGUGUCAUUUUAAAUCAAUAAUAUAUAUCUUACAGUAAAGGGCGUUUGGUGUUUUCCUCGUAUUGUCAGAUAGCCUUUCUGUUGUUCCCAGGACAGCAGUGUUAGACUCCAGAUUACAUGACAGCAUUCUAUUUUUAUUUAUUGAUGACGAUGAUUUGUUGUAUAAAACAUGUGAUUCUGUAUAUGAAUAGAAUUUGAAUGGUAUCACACAACUCAGAACCCUUAAAGGUAUAAAUAUUUGAAUUCUUUUUUUUUUUUUUUUCUUUUGUUAUCUGUGUAGUUGGGUAACCUGUGUACAGUAUAAGGUAUAAUUUUUGAAUUUAUUUCAGAUAUAAUUUUUUAACUCAAGUGCAACAGAAGAUUUGAGCUAUAUAUGGGCUGGGGUGGGUAAUUUAAAGAAAAAGAUAAAUAUCUUCCUGGAUGCUGUGUUAUGCUUUGUGAAAGCAGUGUUAAUGUAGAGUUAGUUAAACCAUGGGCAAGGUCCACACUUUAAAGCAGUAGUUUGACAUUUUGGGAAACAUGCUUUUUCACUUUCUUGGCCAGAGUUAGAUGAGAGGAUCGAUACCGCUCUCAUGUUUGUAUGCUAAAUGUGACGCAAUAGUCAGGAGACAGUUAGCUUAGCAUAAAGAUUUGAAACAGGAUGAAACAGUUAGCCCGCCUCUGUCCAAAAGUGAACAAAUGGCACCUCUGAAUCAACGCUAAUUAACAUUGUACCUCGUUUGUUUAAUUUGCACAAAAAUCAGAGAGUAAAAAUGACAAGUUGUGGUUUUAAUGAAACAUUGAGGUAAGCUUCAUAAAACAAAUGGGGACAUGAGAGAGGUAUCAAUCUUCUCAUCUAACUCUUGUUAAGAAAGCAAAUAUCCCAAAUUGUCCAACUAUUCUUUUAAAGAAAGACAAGACAAUGACAACAAAACAAUCAGUUUUCCUCAACUGCAGUGAUGAAGUUUGGUGACUAUGGUACCACUACUGGAACAGGAUUUGUUUACCGGGACCAGCUUGUUUUUUUUUUUUUAAUUCAAACACUCAAGUUUUGAUCCAACAUUCUCAGUUCCUACAUCUACCCAUUCAGUUAUUCCUGAACUUAGUCCAUACGUCACCACAAGCUUCUCACUAUUCUCUUACCUGUUUCCAUUUACCUCAGUGGUACCUGAAUCCCCUGAGCGGAAAUGAUAUCAUGAGCACACCCCCGAUCAUCCAACCAGCGCUUAAAUCCAUGGCUUUAUUUUGCAUAAUUGUAACGGUCUCUGUGAGAUGACAUGAGUUGAAUGCGGUUGUGGAGCGAGGUUAAGUCGACCAAAAUGCUUUUUCUUUUGUAUUUUAUGUGUGUGUACCCCGACAGUCAGUCCUCUGUUAAGGAGAAUAAGCUGAAUAUUUUUAAAACUGAUUAAAAAAGAAAAAAUGUUAUAUUGUUUAAUGUGAAAAAAACACUGUGCUGAUGAUGUUGAACUUCCUGAAUGCUCUGACACUCAACAUGAAGAACAAAAAGUGUGUGUGAAGUGUAUCUGAAGCUCUCCGUACUGUACUGUAUGUCAACAUUCUGCUAAAUGCAACCAAUCAUAGUCCUUUCAGAGCUUUCGUAAAAGCAUCUUAAACUGGGUUUAGGUGAAGAAAACAACACGCCUCACAUCAAUACUCUUAUUCACUGAUAGAGUACUUUUGAUUGGGCAACGUUUUUAAAUAUAUGUGGUUAUUUGGCCAGUGAAAAAAUCUGAUCUGGGCUGUGUCGUUCAAAUUAAAAUCUUGUUCUUAACCAGAUUUUUCCGAUGAAGACUCAAUCUGAAAGAGCAUUGUGGAUUACUGUGAGGUUGCAUUUAAUUUGUUAAUGUGAAGUGAUGAUGAUUGGUGCCAUUUAGCUCCCACAUUAGCUUGGUAACAUUUGCUGUCAGUCAUGUCAGUCUGUCAUUUAGUUGACUGGAUGAAUCGAUGUGCCUCACAGGAAGUUGUUACCUUCUGGGUGAAUCUUGAAGCUACCAGUGCAACAGUCACUACAGCAUUAUCUACAGAGGCCCACCAUACACUUAUCCCAUCAUGCAUCUGUUUUAAAUUACCACUACACUACAGGUUACAGACAUGUCUUUCAGCUUGAAAGACAAAACAAAACCUGAUUUCAGUCUGUUGGUUGCCAGAUAAAACUUUGCAUCUUUUAAUAUAAAAAUGAAACAAAACUUUCCAGAUCUUCAUCUCCAUGGUGAAUUUGUCCUGCAGUAAUUUAUUAUUGCAUGCAGAGCAUGCAGUAAAAGGUGGGGCAUCUCAUGAUGAUAGAUAGUACUGAAAUGACAUGUUGUGCUGUUGUCACUUACCUGUGUUAAUGUUGAGAAGAGCAGGGAGUGUGUUUGUGUGCUAUAAGCCAGAAUGCUUUUGGUUCUGUACCGUUAACCUCAAACACAUGUGCAAGCUCUUUGUACAGUACAUAACAAUGCUAAGAUGAACUGAGAAACUUAGUUUGCUUCUUUCCAAAACCAAUAAAAGUUAUAACUGGA
Messenger RNA from Thunnus maccoyii (southern bluefin tuna), 6542 nucleotides. RefSeq names its product SH3GL interacting endocytic adaptor 1a (gene sgip1a). The record is from RefSeq and is a predicted model, not a curated record. Bases 306 to 3062 code for a protein of 918 amino acids. Lineage: Eukaryota; Metazoa; Chordata; Actinopteri; Scombriformes; Scombridae. Gene Ontology annotation, biological process: cytoskeleton organization; clathrin-dependent endocytosis; clathrin coat assembly. The transcript is spliced from 25 exons. Gene Ontology annotation, cellular component: clathrin-coated vesicle; plasma membrane; clathrin-coated pit.